Photinus pyralis (common eastern firefly) is the source of this 910-nucleotide messenger RNA. Its product is annotated as matrix metalloproteinase-9-like. Gene Ontology annotation, cellular component: extracellular matrix. The transcript is spliced from 7 exons. Lineage: Eukaryota; Metazoa; Arthropoda; Insecta; Coleoptera; Lampyridae. The record is from RefSeq and is a predicted model, not a curated record. The coding region runs from base 66 to 827 and encodes 253 amino acids. Gene Ontology annotation, molecular function: zinc ion binding; metalloendopeptidase activity. Gene Ontology annotation, biological process: collagen catabolic process; proteolysis; extracellular matrix organization.
UCUAGUAUAUAAGGCUGCUCCAUGCCAUUUAGAAUCACUUUUCGAAAGGUGUUCGAAGAAUAACCAUGAACGGUUUACUCAUCGUUACCUUAGCUAUCUUCGCCGCUGGCGCGUACGCUGCUCCUGCAAUUAGCGCAGAAGAUCAAGUUCAUAAUUAUUUGGUGCGAUUUGGAUACGCAGCAAAAGAUGAUCUUCAAAACAGAGCAAGUUUAUCUGAUGCCAUCAAAAAAUUGCAAAAAAUGGCCAACGUUCCCGAAACUGGUGUUAUAGAUGAAGCUACCAUUGAGUUUACCAAGAAACCUCGUUGUGGUGUUGCCGAUUAUGAGAACGGCAAACAGCGAUACCAUGCGUACAAAGCCUGGAGCAAGAGAGAUCUAACAUACAGCAUUGGAACUGGAACUAGCUACAUAACCCAAAAACAAUACGAAGACUACUUUGCAGCCGCUUUGGGAGUUUGGGGCCCAUAUGGCGCUCUUUCUUUCACCCGCGUCUACAACGAAUCGGAAGCUGAUAUCGUUUCCUACUUUGGCAGCCAUAAUCAUGGAGAUGGUUAUCCUUUUGAUGGACCAGAUGGUACCUUAGCCCAUGCAUUCUUCCCUGAUGAUGGCGACAUCCAUUUCGACUUAUCCGAAAAGUGGGAUUUGGAAGGCAAAGAGGGUUUUUAUGACUUCUACAGCGUGGCUAUCCACGAAUUGGGUCACUCCAUGGGGUUGGGACAUUCAAACGUAAAGGAAGCUAUAAUGUACCCCGCGUAUAUGGGUGGUGGACGAGAUAGACUCCAUGAUGAUGACUAUGAUGGUAUGAUGCGGCUCUAUUAUAACCGUUGAACCUCGAUAUAUAGUAAUUGUCAUAACUGCUAUCACAGAUAGUUAAUCUGUGUUGCUAUUAAUGAAUAAAUGUUUAAAACGUA